AUUCCGCGAUAUUGGUCUUGGUUGCGUUGGUUGCGUUCUUCAUGGUGCAAAUGUCAAUCGCGAGAAGUGAUUAUUGUAUAAUAAUAAUGGAAGCGUGUAAUGCUGUUGAGCGCGAGGUAGAUAAAGUUCUGUCGAAGUUCGGUGCGAUAAAUGAACAUGCGGAAACGGUGUUACGCGAACUGAUAAACCAUAUUCAAUCACUGAAGAAAGAUCUGGAGGAAGCACCACCUAAUCAGGAGCUAACGGCCGGUCAAGUGCAAAUGUUAAAGCAAGCAAUGGCAAAAGUGCGUGAUACUGUACAAAGAUUGGCAACAGAUCACCGCGAUUUACACAGUACAGUGUCCAAAGUGGGUAAGGCGAUAGAUAGAAAUUUCAUUGCUGAUUUUGCUAGUACCAGCAGAGAAGAUGUGUUUUCUGGGCCUGAGAAAUCUCAUCUCUUGAAUCAAAUUAUCUGUCAACACUUUUAUCGUCAAGGGAUGCUAGAUAUUGCCGAUGAAUUAGCAGUGGAAGCUGGCAUCAAAACCGACGAAGGCAGAAAGGAGCCAUUCACAGAAUUGAACUACAUAUUAGAUUGUUUAAAACAGAGAAAUCUUGAACCCGCAUUAGACUGGGCUAAGAAACACAGAGAAGCACUUUUAGCACAGAAUUCUUCUCUCGAGUUUAAACUACACAGAUUACAUUUUAUAAGGUUAGUUCAGCAAGGCCCUAGUAAGCAGAGAGAGGCAAUAUUAUAUGCUCGGCAAAAUUUCAAGCAAUUUGUCGGACGUUACGAAAAAGAAGUGCAAUCUUUAAUGGGAACGUUCCUUUACUUGCCCAAUGGAAUCCAAUCAUCUCCUUACAGUCAUUUAUUAGAUCCAACUUUAUGGCUCGAGAUACAUGAUGUUUUCACUAAAGAAGCGUGUACAUUACUAGGAUUAAGUGUGGAUAGUCCAUUAUCAGUUUGUAUCAACGCGGGAUGCACUGCAUUGCCUGCUUUAUUGAACAUCAAGCAAGUCAUGCAACAGAGGCAAGUUACCGGUAUUUGGAGCGGUAAAGAUGAAUUGCCCAUUGAGAUAGAUUUGGGAAAACAAAGCCGCUACCAUUCAGUUUUCGCCUGCCCUAUACUUAGGCAACAAAGCACAGAGAACAAUCCGCCGAUGAAAUUAGUUUGCGGCCACGUGAUUUCCCGAGACGCACUGAACAAGCUUGCCAACGCGAAUAAAAAUCAAUUUAUUUCCAGGUUGAAAUGCCCGUACUGUCCGGCGGAGCAGAAUCCCGAGGAUGCGAGACUUAUUUACUUUUAAGCUGUGAUAUAUUCUACCUAUACAUAUAGUAAUAUAUACAUUAUAUAUAUACAUAUAUAUAAUGUGUGUGAGUGUAUAAUGACCGUAUACACAUGUAAGAAAGUUAGUUUUGCAGUUUCUUUGUGACGGUUAUAUCGAAUGAAAACGAACAAGUUACAUACCCCAAUAACCAGAGAAUUGCAAAAUCUAUAUUUUACAUUUAUUGUCAAGAAUCUGUAUUAUUGAAGCGCUUCUGUUCAUCGUAAUCUCGAGAUCGACCAUUCAUCUUUUCUUUGAAUACAGACAUAAAUCCAUUAAUUGCAUCGACUUCGCAAUCCUUUUUUAAAGGAAAUUGAUUCUCGAAACUGAUAUCGAAAGAAAAACGGAGGAACUGUGAUAGUUUUAAUAUUCGUGGGAUAGUUGUAAUUAUGCAGUUAUAUAAUGUUGGUAGACAAUUUAUAUAUAUUACUCUAGUGUAUAAGUGACUUUAGCUUUGUACGCGAGUGACAACUUAAAAGCCAUGAAUAUCUAACGCCUAACAAAUUUGUUACAAGAAUUAUAAACUUAUCCGUUUCUUAUUUCGAUUGAAUGUAUCAGCUUGGCUAUAGUUAAAUGAAGAGAUCAUUUUAUAAA
This is a messenger RNA of Solenopsis invicta (red fire ant), 1895 nucleotides long. It is a transcript of the gene Sou, whose product is annotated as E3 ubiquitin-protein ligase RMND5A. The record is from RefSeq and is a predicted model, not a curated record. Gene Ontology annotation, molecular function: ubiquitin protein ligase activity; protein binding. Gene Ontology annotation, biological process: proteasome-mediated ubiquitin-dependent protein catabolic process. The transcript has 7 exons. Gene Ontology annotation, cellular component: cytoplasm; GID complex; nucleus. Lineage: Eukaryota; Metazoa; Arthropoda; Insecta; Hymenoptera; Formicidae. The coding region runs from base 42 to 1283 and encodes 413 amino acids.